Molecule: messenger RNA, 1779 nt
Organism: Bradysia coprophila
Lineage: Eukaryota; Metazoa; Arthropoda; Insecta; Diptera; Sciaridae
Gene: Pkd2
Product: Polycystic kidney disease 2
Biological process (GO): detection of mechanical stimulus
Cellular component (GO): membrane
Molecular function (GO): calcium ion binding; calcium channel activity
Source: RefSeq, a predicted model, not a curated record
AUGUCAGGCACAAGUAUGUUCUACAUGUCAAGCAUGAUAAAAAAGUUAUUCAUCGAACGGCCGUUCGAAGUGGACAAUGAUGUGGAAAUAACCUUUGGAGACAUCUGUCUCAUCGACGAUUAUUGGGUGUACGUGAAUAACGUUUUCUUGAGCGGUAUCUACGCUGAUGUCGGAAGGUGUGAUAAAGAUGCCAGAACCAAUAUGGAGUAUCAAAAGUUUACUGUUCUAAAGGAAAAUUUAUUGAUGGGACCACCAAGACUCAAACAACUGAAAGUGCGUAACGAUUCGUGCAUUAUCGAUGAAAUCUUUAAGCGAAAUUUUCGCGAAUGCUAUGGCUCAUAUCAACAUUCACUUGAAGACACUCUCCCAUUCGGGCCGAACAAUGGAACUCCGUGGACAUAUCACACUUCCGAAGAAUUAAAAGACAUGUUUCUGUACGGCAACUUACACAUCUAUGCUGGUGGUGGUUAUUAUUUAGACAUCUCGGCUGAUUCAUGCAAAAGCGAAAGCCAGAUAAAAGAGUUGCAGGACGGAGGGUGGAUCACUCGAGGUACUAGAUUGGUGUUACUGGAAUUUUCAUUGUUUAACACCAACCAAAACCUCUUCUGUAUUGUUAAACUGAUUGCAGAGAUUCCAGCCACUGGCGGUAUUAAAACAUCAUUCUCAAUUCGAACGUUGAAGCUGUUGACUUUUGUCAAUUCACAGAACUAUUUUCUGAUGAUUUGUGAAAUCACUUUUUUAAUUAUGGUUUGUUGGUACACCAUGGUCGAGAUACUCGAAUUGUACAGUGAGUCUUGGUCAUAUUUCAAAUCAGUGUGGAAUAUCGUUGAUAUGUUAAUAAUAUUGAUAUCCUUCGGUUCAUUUGCAUUUUCAGUAUAUCGACUAAAAUAUAUUGAACAUAAGUUCGAUGAGUACAUGAAAUUCCCGAAUAAAUACAUAAGCCUCGAUGUCUUAGCUUUCUGCGAAGAGCAAUACAAUAAUUUUAUUGCGAUCUGUGUUUUUCUGGUGUGGAUCAAAAUAUUCAAGUACGUCAGUUUCAACAAAACAAUGCAGCAGUUCUGCACAACAUUGAAACGGUGUGCUACAGAUCUCUUAGGAUUUGGUUUUAUGUUCUUUGUGGCAUUCAUUGCAUACGCUCAGCUUGGCUAUAUAUUAUUCGGAACGGAAAAUGAAAAUUUCCGAACUUUUCGAGAUUCAUUGUUCACAUUGCUGCGAACGAUUUUGGGCGAUUUUGACUAUUUGGCUAUUGAACAGGCUAAUCGAAUUCUUGGGCCGAUAUUCUUUAUCACCUACAUUUUCAUCAUGUUUUUCGUUUUGCUGAAUAUGUUUUUGGCAAUCAUAAACGACACAUAUUCGGAAGUGAAAAGCGAAAACGUUUCCAGCGACAUUCAAAUUGGGUCCUACAUUAAGGCGAAGUGUAAUCGAUUUGUGGAACAUUUAGCGGCUUGCAUGCCAUUCCUAAAGAAAACCAGGAAUAAAAUGCAUGAAAAGCGUCGAAAAAAGGAAACUGUCGAUGGUAGUGACGGAGAAACAAAUGAUCUAGAUAAGACGAGUGUACUCUUUGAAGACGUUUUUCGAUGCAUUGACGACGAUACUUUGACGGCCCUAUUUAACGGACUAAACGAAAGAAUUACAUCGCUGGAAGAUGCAAUGGUACAAAUGGCCGACAAAUUUGAUCGGUUGUUGGAGGUUUGUAAAACCAGCAAAAAAUAGAUUUGUACGGAACAACGAUCAGACCCUGAAUUACAUUUAGAAUUCAAAAGAUUUUUGUCAACAAAA